AUGCGCGUGUCUGUCCCCACCAUCCCGGACGCUCUCCUCCGCACGGCCACAGCGUCGCAGACCAUCUCCCCCGCAGCUGCUAUAGCUCGUGUCGCUGAGUUCAUCGCGUCCGGCAAUGUCGCCGUCAUCACAGGCGCAGGCGUGAGCGUCGACUCGGGCAUCAGAGCAUACCGCGGCGAGAGAGGGAGGUAUCUCAACCCGAACUACAAACCAAUAUUUUACCAUGAGCUCAUGGAUGGGACGACGAAAGGAAUUGCCUUUAGAAAGCGUUACUGGCUUCGCUCAUACCUCGGCUACCCACCUGUGCGCGACGCGCUCCCGAAUACGACACACUUCGCCCUCGCAGGACUGCAGUAUACCAAUAUUGUUUCUCAGCUCAUCACGCAGAACGUCGACGGACUGCACCAUAAGGCACUAGAGCGCGUCUGGGACCGCAAAACAAUGGAAGGACGAAUAUUAGAGCUACAUGGCACGCUACAUAAGGUACAAUGCGCCUCCGGGCAUUUCACCGACAGGGACGACUUUCAGCAUGCCCUAUCCGUUGCGAAUCCGCAGUGGAAGGCAUUCGCGGACGAGCUCGAGGAGACUGGGAGCCAGCCCCGGACGAAUCCCGACGGUGAUGUGGUACUCGAGGGCGUCUCCUACGAGGACUUCGAGGUCCCAGAUUGUCCGGCAUGUCUUCUGGAGAACCGCCGAAACUCUGUACAAAAACCGGAGGUCAUCUUCUUCGGCGAAUCUAUUAGCAAAGAGAUAAAAGACAGAUCAUUCGCCGACAUCGAGCGCUGCGAUAGGCUCUUUAUGGUCGGCACGACCCUUGCGACAUUCUCCGCAUUCAGGUUACUAAAGCACGCGCUGAAGCUUCGCAAACCGGUUCUCUUACUCAAUCUUGGUCCGACGAGGGCAGACGCACUACCAGGCGUCGAGAAGAUCGAAAUUCCGAGCGGGAAGGUGAUGCGCGGAGUGGUGAGGGCGGUCCUCGGCUCGACAUCGAGCACAGAUCCGGUCGUAGCGGAGAUGCUGCGAAGCGGCAUCGUGAAGCCCCCGCCGGAAGAUGAAGACGAUAUUGCGCCGCGAGCGGUGGGGUGA
Messenger RNA from Sparassis crispa, 1086 nucleotides. Its product is annotated as NAD-dependent protein deacylase SIR4. Gene Ontology annotation, molecular function: NAD+ binding. The transcript has 11 exons. The record is from RefSeq and is a predicted model, not a curated record. NCBI's taxonomy places the organism in Eukaryota, Fungi, Basidiomycota, Agaricomycetes, Polyporales, Sparassidaceae. Bases 1 to 1086 code for a protein of 361 amino acids.